Messenger RNA from Brettanomyces bruxellensis, 1572 nucleotides. RefSeq lists its product as uncharacterized. The coding region runs from base 1 to 1572 and encodes 523 amino acids. NCBI's taxonomy places the organism in Eukaryota, Fungi, Ascomycota, Pichiomycetes, Pichiales, Pichiaceae. The record is from RefSeq and is a predicted model, not a curated record. Gene Ontology annotation, molecular function: protein binding. The transcript has a single exon.
AUGUCUGAUCCAGCAAUCCGUCUACGCAAGGCCAUAAUCAACGGGAAUUAUUUUAUAGUUACGAGGUUACUGAAAAGAUAUCCAGACUUACUCGAUAACAUUGAUCCAAAGAAUGGAUGGACAAAUCUUCAUUAUGCCGCGUUUCAUGAUAGGUACGAAAUUGCAGAGGUUAUAUUAGGACAGCUACUGGUACGUGUCGACAGUACAAAAGAAGAAGCAUCAUCAUCUCAUAAUUCUGUAACUCCGGUGCAAGGCUCAAGAAAGCGUGGAAGUAGUUAUGGAAGCAGUGGUAGUACAUUUCCAAACGACUAUACCCAGAUUACCUCAGAAGAUGAGAUAAAGCUUGAUUUCAAAAAGAACACAGUUCUUCAUGCGGCUUGUUCGGGAAAUUCCAGGCAUACUCUACAUCUUUUGUUGGAAUACUUCAGUGUUUGCAUUGAUCAACGUGGUGACCACGGCUACACACCUUCACAUAUAUGUUGCCUGAAAAACUAUCCGGAGUGCCUUAAAAUACUGUUGCAAAAUGGAUCAUAUCCAGAUAUUGUUGAUGACGAUGGGAACACACCACUACACUUGGCUCUUCAGUAUGGGUUUCUGCUUUGUGCUCAAUCUCUAGUCUCAGCUAAAGCAAGUGAUACCAUGGUAAAUAAUGAAGGUUGGUCUGCACUUGAUGUUGUUUAUGAUUAUGAAACGAAAGAGAAAUAUUUAGCCUUGAAAAAACAGAUUCCGAAAAAUGCGGUGGAGCAAGAAUUCAAGUCACAGGAUCAUCAGCCACACACUUCGAACUCAAGUACUUCGGGGCUUAGGCCAUCAAUUGAUGCUAUUCCAACUUUUAGACAUAGAAAGUACUCCAUUUCUUCUUCACUUUCGAGCGACUUCGAAGAUGAUAAUUUUGAAUCGAGUCCUGCUUCCGCAUGGAAAUUAAAUAGCAAGGGAAGUGCGGAAGCUUUAGGGUUGACAACGCUUCGCAAUUCAUCUGGUAUUAGCUUCCGUUCCGAAGGCACGGGUCAUUCAUCUGACGGAUAUUAUGGAUAUGUAAAUAGGCGGGCACCUCCACCUGUCAGUGUAUCUGAGCUUACAUCAAUUAGGAGGAGUCCAAUUUCAACUCAAUCUGAGAUUCCAUCACCUUUGGGUGUUACUUCAACUAUCACCUCACCCGCCAAAACUUCCUCUAUGUCGGGAAGAAACUUUAGAUCAUAUUCACUUAACGACGAUAAUUCACCCACUCGACAUUCUAGAGUAUCAUUAGAUGAUGGAACCCAAACAACCACAAAACUCACACCGCGAUAUUCGAGAAGACUGAGUUCGGCAUCGUCAAAACGUUCACUGCUUUUGCAUAAGCAAUUAAACUCAGCAACUUCAAUGUCGGAGUUUGAGACUUCAAAAUCAGCUGAUAUAAAACCUUCGAGGGCUGGAACACCGAAUCUGGACGCAAAAUCGGGAAAUUAUACAACGGCCAAUUCUGAGGAAAGCGUGCCAUCUUCUGUAAGCAAUACUGUUGAUAAAAACAGAAGGAGUCGGAUACUCAAUGUUCCUAUAGCUAGUCUUCGAAGUCGCCAUCUCACAAAAUAG